AUGAGUGAAGCUGUAUUAUCUCGAAUCUCGAAUCUCAUACGAGAUGAAAGUGAUCUCAAAAAAAUAGAUGAGCUUAGACGUCAGUUUCGAAAAGAGAAAACGUCAAUUGAUUUAAAAUUAAGCACUGCCACAGGGGAACAAAUUGACUUCAUCUUCUCCAACUUGUCAAGAUUACAACGGUCUGUGGAGAAGCUUUCACUCAUCAAAAGGAACAUAGAGAAAAUUGAUACCAUCUAUGAUGACUCUAUUACAAAUGUUGUCGAAUAUGAUACUCUCAAGAACAUUAUCAACGUACAUCAAACCAUGUUACAGGUUCAGAACCUCUACACAGACAUUGCCAAUUUCAAAGAAUUUAUGAAACAUAUCCAAAUGAUGAUUGCAGCUGAGUUGGAUAUAGUAAUGAAUGACGAUCUGUAUGAAUUGAUGAAUAUUUACAGAAUUCAUUUCAAUGUGACACAGGUAAGGAAUUUCGCUGAGUAUAUGGAAGUGGAGGCUGAGAAAUUGUCGGACGAUACCCAGCUGAUUGUGAAAAAAAUCACUCUGCCUGUUCGUCAGGCGACUAAGCAGUUUGACGAACUCCUAAAAGAAAUCUGUCAGAGGUCUUUUGCUGCUUUAAAGGCCGGCAAUACCGCAUGGAUUUUUAAAAUCAUCAGAAUCUUGCAAUACGAAAACAGAGAAGAUGUCAAAGCGUCUUUGCAAGAGAAAUUGGGUCUCAUCAGUAACGAAAGCAUGAAAACACUAAACUAUUCUGAGUUUAGGGCUAAGCCCAGAAACUACAUGAGAUAUUUUUACUCAAAACUCAAAGAGUACGUUGAACACCUUUUCAACGAAUGUGUCAAUCAUUUUGAUUAUAAAAUCGAUGUUUAUGACAGUCUCGACUGGCUCGAAGAUGAACUCAAUUUUGUCAUAGAUACAUAUGGUCCCUUGUUCCCUCAAAGUUGGGCAGUCGCCGAUUUUCUUGAGAGUUCAUACCACAACUGUUUGCAGAAUUUCACCAUGGACUUCAUCAACAGUAGCCCGCCUAUAGAGGAUUUGAUGCGCAUUCUACAGUACGAUACUUACUAUGCUGAAUUGACGGUUGCUCUACAUGAUGGAGACAAAUCAAAGAAAAGAUUCAUCUUGGGUGAAGAACUAAAAGCACAAGUUCUCAACGACUACAUUAGUACCAUUGGGGCAAGAAUGGACGAAUGGAACGCAACUCUUACAAACAAUGAAAGGACCUACUUCCUCGAACGGUCUGUCGAGCCGGAUAUUAUUCCACAUCAUCAAGUAAUUGAUGAUAUCGAUGAAUUCGAUCAUCCAGUUGUCAGGGAAGAAACAAAGGAUGUAUAUGUUUUGGCUGAUUACAAAACAUUUAUUCAAAUGUUGAAGGAGCAUGCUGAUGCUGCGGCACAGUCUGGCUAUGGUAGCGUUCUUGUUCAAGUUAUUGAACAUUGGUGCAAACGCUACAACGAGAAAGUUGAGACCUACAUGAGCCUUAUCGAAAGGGAGGUGGAGAAUUUCAUGGCAAUUUACAGCAAUGACAAGCUUCUAAUAAAGGAAAGCAGAAUGAAGCGUCUUUUCCGCUUCAAAGCAAACAAUCAAGAUGAACUUGACAUCAAAAAUAUGACAGAUGAAGAGAAGGCAGCAAUCUCAGUUCCAGGUCUUGUUGAUUAUUUGACUGCCUUAGGAAACUCAUACGAGAUCAAUUCUGAUCGAUUGCAAGAUAAAUUUUUGCCUAAUUAUAUGAGUAAAGUUCACUCCCUGUAUCUGGAGCGGAUAGAGCAAGCUAUCAUGAGUACCAUUGGACCCAGUACCGACCUCAAUGCGACAGUGGUCCGUGCCCAAGCGGACAUGAUUGUGAAUGACACAAUUCCAGUAUUAUGUGGGAUUUUUACCAAGGACUGGUACUUAGAUUCUGAUUACGAGGCACACCAUGGGAAGAGCAUGGCGCACCUUCUUGUCGAUGCGAUCGUGGAUGAAGACGGGUUGUCUUCAAUUCAGCGAUGGGGAACGUACGAUCUUCAUGCUAUAACGUUAACUGUGAUGCUUGACACAUUUAUUAAAGCAUACCUCCGCAUUGGAUUCAACAAUAUCCUUCAUGGAGAUGGCAAGAAGAUCGACCCUCAUGCAACAAAGAAAUAUAAAUCGUUUGCCGAAGCCAUUUCACGCGAUGUUGCCGUAUUCUACGAAGAACUUGAUAAACAAUUCUCGAGGAAGGACGCUAUAUUACUUGUGAAAAGUUUAUCUGCAAUCGAAUUCUUGGGCGAUUUAGCCACGUUUGAACGGCCAUUUGAAGAAGUGCCUGCAUUUUGGGAGCAUGAGAUACUUCCCAAUUUUGCAGACUGUUCAGUCGAGUAUGUCCGUGGUAUUUUGCUUUGUCGUAAGGACAUUGAUCCUAAGCGUUUACCUCAGCUCAUAGACGAGUUGUCACACAUAAAGAGCAAAUUUACGCCGACUGAAGAGAUGAUUCAGGUGCAAACUCUAAGUCAUUUCACAUUUGAGUAA
Messenger RNA from Candidozyma auris, 2487 nucleotides. It is a transcript of the gene SEC6, whose product is annotated as SNARE-binding exocyst subunit SEC6. Gene Ontology annotation, biological process: exocyst localization; exocytosis. Gene Ontology annotation, molecular function: SNARE binding. Gene Ontology annotation, cellular component: exocyst. The transcript has a single exon. The coding region runs from base 1 to 2487 and encodes 828 amino acids. NCBI's taxonomy places the organism in Eukaryota, Fungi, Ascomycota, Pichiomycetes, Serinales, Metschnikowiaceae. The record is from RefSeq and is a predicted model, not a curated record.